Messenger RNA from Lindgomyces ingoldianus, 823 nucleotides. RefSeq lists its product as uncharacterized. The transcript has a single exon. NCBI's taxonomy places the organism in Eukaryota, Fungi, Ascomycota, Dothideomycetes, Pleosporales, Lindgomycetaceae. The record is from RefSeq and is a predicted model, not a curated record. The coding region runs from base 1 to 810 and encodes 269 amino acids.
AUGGCAGCAGUCUCCCAGAUCUGCGCUUUCCCAGGCAACCAAGAUCUCUACGGCGCCGGGAUCCGCAUCGGCUUAUACCUGCAGUGGAUAGCCACUCUCCUCGUCACAAUCUUCGAUCAGAAAGAAGAGCAAACUCUUCGUGUUGUCAACCUUCUCGUCCAGUCUGCAAUUUUCCUCGGGCUCUGCAUUAUCCCCUCACCCCAGAUUCACCCCAUCGAGCCCGUGAUCACGCUCUGGUUACUAGUAGGAGCACUUUCGAGCCUUACUGGAGAUGGACUCAGUUACUUCGCCCAUUUUUCAGGCGCCUUCCGUGUUGCGUUUUACACAGCACUUUCGACGUACUCGUGCUGGUUCUGGUUCGUCGGAAUUGAAAGCAUGUUGCAGCCAGAAUGCAAAGUCGUUGCUUUCUUUGGCGGCACUGCAAUCGAUGGCCGUUUCCGAACAUUCAGUAAAGUCGUCUCCGUCGGAAGCCUCGCAGUGUGUGUCUGUUGCUUCGGUUUCGUCUUUUGGGCAAUGUUGCAGCGAUGCAAGAACACAAAAGGAAUACAUGAGAGGAUUGGAUCCCCGGCACCACGAGUAGAGUUAUCUCUGUUGUUUCUAUCGUUGGGUCUCAUUGUCGUUUCAAUCGUCGCUAUCGAGUACCUUAUCAAAGCGAAUAGUAUUUCUGGAACGAAUGAGGUUGAGUCAGUGGGGCAGUUGAUACCACUACUUGUUGGCGCACUCGGAUGUGGGAUGAUUUGCUGGAGGAUACUCAAGAAAUUCCUUUUUCGGAGGAAGAGAUGCUGGUUCUUGUUUGGAUAUCACCUUUGACAGUGAUUAGGAG